AUGCAAGACGAAUUGAAAGUCAUGCGAGCUAAGCUGGAGAAGAUCGAAACAAACCAAGCACUGAUUUUGAACAUUAUCUCUCCACAGCAGCCACCACAAGCACCACCACCUCCACAAGAUGGCAAGGGCAAAGGACUUCUCACAAACCGGAAAGCCAAUGGCGCCACCGAUGGCGAUACGGUGGCGAGCAGUCCUAUCAUAAUUGUGACUGAUUUAGUAACAUUUACCUCCAAUUCUAGGGUUUCUCAAAACGCCAAUGCUUCAGAGAUAAAAAAAGCAUACUACAAACUCUCAUUGAAAUAUCACCCAGACAAAAACCCGGAUCCGGAGUCCAGAAAACUGUUUGUGAAAAUCGCAAAUGCUUAUGAGAUUCUGAAAGAUGAAGCUACUCGGGAGCAGUAUGAUUAUGCAAUUGCACAUCCAGAGGAGGUAUUUUACAAUACAGCUCGUUACUAUCACGCAUAUUAUGGUCAUAAAACGGAUCCUCAAUAUGUCCUGGUUGGUCUUCUUCUGAUUCUCUCAGGAUUUCAAUAUCUGAAUCAGUGGACAAGGUAUAAUCAGGCUGUAGCCAUGGUCAAGAAGACACCUGCUUACAAAAAUAGGUUACGAGCACUGGAACUUGAACGCAGUGGAGGAACUACAACCAAGAAGAAGGGUAGCAAGCAGAUGGACAAGAAAGUGGAGGAAGAUCUCAGCAAAGAACUUGAACUGGACAUAAAGGGAGCUCAAAAACCUGUCAUCUGGGAACUUAUUGGUGUUCGAUUUGUCCUCUUACCUUACACUAUAGGCAAGCUACUAUUGUGGCAUGGCUGCUGGUUCUGGAGAUACAAAGUGAAAAAGGCUCCAUAUUCUUGGGAGGAUGCAUCCUACCUAACGCAAAGGUCCCUGAGCGUGCCUCUUGAUGCAUGGAGAAGUGUUGAUGAAUCAAUGAAGGAUGAUCUUGUUCAGAGACGAUUGUGGGAUAAGUCCAACUUAGAGAGGUACCUCGCAGAAGUGCGCAAAGAAUCUAAGCGCAGAAGAUAGCAGAUUUUGCUGCUAUGCUUUCUCAUGUUCUUCAAAUCCUGACAACAUGACUGUUUUCGGUAGAAGUUGAACGAUAUAUUAGAGUUCACCCAUAUUGAAAUAAAAAAUAGGUGAUUUCUUUAGUUGAUUUAUAUCCGAAGGCAGAGCAAAGAUUGUUGUUGCCAUUUACCAAUUAUAUACCUGUAAACAUAUAAGAAAUUUUGAGGACGAGCAUAUUAUGGGUGCUGUUGCAUUAACAUUGCACACUUUGGUGGCAGUGAGCUAUUGUGAAAUUAUUUUUGGCA
Molecule: messenger RNA, 1307 nt
Organism: Hevea brasiliensis (rubber tree)
Lineage: Eukaryota; Viridiplantae; Streptophyta; Magnoliopsida; Malpighiales; Euphorbiaceae
Product: chaperone protein dnaJ 50
Exons: 11
Coding region: 1-1023 (340 amino acids)
Biological process (GO): protein folding
Cellular component (GO): endoplasmic reticulum membrane
Source: RefSeq, a predicted model, not a curated record